UUGCUAGGCAGUCGAAGCCCAUAUCUCCCAGAGAGUGAAUGCAGAAGUCGCGACAGGAUCGUAAUUAUGAUUUAGUUGCUGCUCCCAGGUUGUCUGCAUUUGCCUUUUCGCAUUGGACGGGGUUAGUAUGUAUCUUAUUGGCGGAAUGCAUAAGACUUGCCAUUUUCUGUUUUUUCCAAUUGGCCACUGAAAAUGUUUUAUUGCGGCAUUGGGUGUCUCAUUUUAGCAAGAGAUUAGCUAUUGGUUAAUUGCAUGUGGCUACCAGAGCCAGGCUUUCAAUUGCUCACAGUUAAAGCCGUCGGCAUGGGCGCUAGCUGCUUAUUUAAAGUGCGGCUUGUCUGAGUUCAGCGCGUUGCUGCAGAAGCAUGAAGUCGGUAAUCUAGCCGUCACAUCGGACAAGGGUGUGCGCCUGAAUCGUGCUGCCUGUGUUUCUGCGUAAAAGGAAACCACUACGUAUGGAAGGGAUGUACAAUGUUUGCGUGCACAGUUUGAAGUAUACACAUUUUAAAGCGCCAUCGAGCCCUUCGCCGAUCCCAAUGUAGAGUCCUAAUGCAGUCCUGCAAGCGCAAGGCUUCAACCUGCCGCGACUGGGAAAUAUGAAAAUAGCAGCGCACAGACGGAUAUUCGCUUGACAUCGCAAAUCCGGAAGAUACGGGACUUCAGUAAAUAUGUAGUGUUUCUGAGAGGGGUUGUUUCGAUGGAAAAGAAAAACUUGCAAUUAUCUUCUCACGUUGUUUUAAAGUACACAUUUAUGAAUACAGUCGUUUGACCGUUCAACGGAUUAUCCUGCAGCAUGUGCUAUCCAGAGAGUGUGGGCGUGAUUGCGCUUUAGCCCGCUGGCUUAAAACUAGAGUGUUAGAUCGGAUAUUUAUUGUUUGAAGUUUUGACAGCACGCCUGUUAUCACUAAAUGGUGCUUCGGGGAGGCGGUAAUACAGAAAGCAUUCGCACAUCCUUUUUGAAAAGAGGACCGCGGCUUUGCAAUUAGAGAAGCUGUUUGCACAGAUUUUGGAUUGCUCUCCUUCCUAAUGACUAUUCGUGAAAUAUCCUUUCCAGGAUAAUGGAUGAUAAAUCCAAUAAAUUAAUUUUGGUUCCGAUUUUAGCUGUGCUCUUCACGAUGAUAGGCUAUCAGUAUAUUUGCCAAACUGGCAACAACUCGUGUCACUUAAGGACUGGGGAAAAGGUGAGAGGAAUUACCCCUCCGUCCUCAACUGUCCCACCGAUCGUCGAUUUAUACAAAGACCAGGACAUAGAAGAUGACAGCCCUCCUAAAAUGAUGCCCAAAUUUAACUUUUCACAAAAGGACUUGAUGCGCUUUGUAGAUUUUAACAUCAAAGGGGACGAUGUGAUCGUGUUUCUGCACAUCCAAAAGACGGGUGGAACUACAUUCGGUAGACAUCUGGUGAGGAAUAUCCGCUUGGAGCAGCCCUGCGAUUGUAAGCCCGGCCAGAAGAAAUGCACUUGUCACCGACCCGGUAAGAAAGAAUCCUGGCUCUUCUCUCGGUUCUCCACGGGCUGGAGCUGCGGGCUGCACGCCGACUGGACGGAGCUCACGAACUGCGUCCCCGUCAUCAUGGACAAAAAGGAGGCGCAGAAGGGUCGGAGGAACUUCUAUUAUAUCACAAUGUUGAGAGACCCUGUAUCCCGCUACCUAAGUGAAUGGAAACACGUCCAGAGAGGGGCAACGUGGAAGACAUCAUUGCACAUGUGUGACGGAAGGACCCCCACACAAGAUGAACUUCCUACCUGCUAUAUGGGAGAUGACUGGUCGGGAGUCACCUUGCUGGAGUUCAUGGAUUGUGCUCACAAUCUUGCCAACAACCGCCAAGUACGCAUGCUGGCAGAUCUCAGCCUGGUGGGUUGCUACAACAUUUCUUUCAUGAAUGAGAGUGAGCGGAAUGAAAUUCUCCUCCAAAGUGCAAAAAAUAACCUCAAAAACAUGGCUUUCUUUGGGCUGACAGAAUACCAACGGAAGACUCAAUAUCUUUUUGAGCGGACCUUCAACCUCAAGUUUAUUUCACCCUUCACACAACUGAAUAGCACACGGGCAGCCAAUGUGGACACCGAUGAGCUGGUGCGGCAGCGCAUUGCAGAGCUCAACUUCCUGGACAUGCAGCUCUAUGAGUUUGCCAAGGACCUGUUCCUGCAGCGCUUUCAGUUUACGCGGCAGAAAGAGCAUCAAGAGGAGAGAGAAAAAAGGCGGAAAGAGCGACGGCUAAUCCGGGAACAAAAAACCCGCCAUUCCAACGUGCCACCAGAGGAGCAGAUCACCACAGAAGACUACACAAGUCAAGUGACACGAUGGUGACAACUAAGGGGCUUGCAAAAAGCAACCAAAAUAGGUUAAGAAAAAAAAAAUACUUUAAUUUCCUGCACAUUACAUUGACUGAAAUCUCAUCAUUUUAGACAUGGAAACUGCCAAGGUUGUGAUUACACAGCUGUCCUGCCUUUGAGUGCCCUUUUGUGUCUUAACUUUAAAAAUGGAUGUACAGUAUGACUUCUUCCUCUGUGCCCUUCUCCCUGCUUUCUACUCUAGAUAGUUAUUAUAAUGUAGAUUGUGAGGACUAUGUAUAGAUAGUAAAUGAAGCUUAAAGGUGACUUUCAUGAAAGAAUAUUGAUUUUCAAAGAUAGCUUCAAAAGCUGUUGAUGGGCCAUUACUCAGCAUAUGAAUUUUUUUGUUGUAUCAGUAUACGGUAGUUGUGAUAUUCAAAAUAAGUUUUCAGUCAAGUUGAUUUUCUUCUUUUUUAUUUUAAGUGCAUUGUGUAGUUGACUGAACGAGUUUCCCCAAGAAUGUAUGAUGUCAAGGCUACAACAUUAUUAAGAAAAAUAACCACUGAUAUUUCUUGAACAAAUGACCCUCAAUCAAAUGUACCUUUGCCAAUAUACUCUGCAGGCACUCAGAAUCUACACUGGUGUGUACUUCUUCUUUGUUCAAUAAAGGAAGACAAAUUGGCAUCAUACAGGCGUGAAGCAGUCUGCCGGCACUUUCACAGAGCACAGUUGUCAUUUGAUCAGCUGGUUCAGAAGUGAGAUCAGGCGCUGAUAAACAGACUGCUUGCUGCUUUGAAACUCACCCUGUAGUGUCCCAUUAAUGAGCUGUCAUAAUCAUUGAUCCUCUUUCCCCCUUUUGAAAUAAAAACUGUUAUGUCAAGAAUUACUUCAGGACAUUAGCCACGCUAUCUGCCUCUUUCUUCUUUGUUUUCUCCCCUUUCAAUCGGAAUUUAGCUUAAAUCAGCUAUUUGUGACUUCUGUAGCAACCAGACAAGAAGUAACGUAACAGAAUACUGCAAUGUGGCCAGGGAUGUACAACAUUUUACAAAGAAACAGUUACGCAGAGAAUGGGAAACGUAUUUAUGCAAAUGUUCCUUCGAUCAGGUGCUUUCUGUCUAUUUCAAGCAGACAUUCCAGCAAGAUAACUAUUUAUUUUCAGCAAAUAAGCCAUAAUUGAUACUACAAAUUCAAAGUGGGACAAGGGGCAUGUAAAGGACUAAAUGUAUUUGUUAAAGAUAUUGUUGUGUUAAAGCAGUUCUGUAAGCUUGCUACCACCACACUCUUAAUAUAGUGCUUUCAAGCUCAGAAUGGGAAUAAAAUGUUAUUCUUUUCUAUGUUGUAAAGGAAAAACCUGGAAAAAGAAAAAUAAAGGUGGAUUUCCAAAUUAUUUUGCAUGAACAUAAAAA
Messenger RNA from Erpetoichthys calabaricus (reedfish), 3675 nucleotides. RefSeq names its product heparan sulfate 6-O-sulfotransferase 3b (gene hs6st3b). The transcript is spliced from 2 exons. Gene Ontology annotation, cellular component: membrane. NCBI's taxonomy places the organism in Eukaryota, Metazoa, Chordata, Cladistia, Polypteriformes, Polypteridae. Bases 1059 to 2306 code for a protein of 415 amino acids. The record is from RefSeq and is a predicted model, not a curated record. Gene Ontology annotation, molecular function: heparan sulfate 6-sulfotransferase activity.